AUUUCUCAUAUGCUUUAUAGCUAAGACUUGAAAAACAAGGCAUCUGCAGUUAUAUCUAACACUAAUUUGGGAUGGUAAUAGACCGGCAUAAUCUGUGAAUGUCUCUAAGAUCGAUAUGAAAUUGAAAUGAAGUAUUCGAAAGCAAUUGAAAAAUUGGCAACAAAAUUGGCUCCGAUCAAUGAAUUCUUCAGUGCUUCUUUUGGAAUCAGGGCAUAAUUAUCAUCUCAAUUUGCUGAGGAAAUAAAGGGAGAAAUAGAUAUAAUGAAACAAUUAAUAGUUUAAUAGAAAGCAACCUAGUAUUUAGAUUAUGUCAAAUUGUGGGAUAGUCAAUUAUAAUCGAUAAGAUCAAAUCUUAAAGCAGCAGAAGGAUACCUCAAAAAUAAGAAGAGAGAAUAUGAAAUCGAGGGAACUUUGGAACUUGCAUAUUCAGCCUGCCAACCAGAGAAACUAGAAAAAUAGAAAAACAAGUAUUAUUAGAUUCGAUUGUUAGGGCUGCUGCAUGUAAGAAAGAGUAUCAAUAAGCAAAGGGGAACUACUUAGAAUUGAAAUAGGAAAUGGAACUGUUGUUGAAAGAGCAAGAAGCAGAGGCGACCCUAGAUCAACUCUAACAAUUAAACUUAUAGAGACUCAAUGCAGUUAAGGAUUGCAUACUAAAAAUAUUUGUCUAUGAGUCUUCUAUUGCGAAAAAUCACUUAUAUGAUUUAGAGAAGAUGUCUGAUGUAAUUUUGAAUAUUAUUAAUUCAGAGACUUCAUGAUCAAGAUUAAAACUUAUUUAUAGAGGAUUUCAUAAAAAAGACAAAGUAAUAAGAAAGUAAUCCUAUUGACUUAGACUCUUUUCUAACUAAAUUACUUGAUAGUUAGGGCUAAUAAUAAAUAUACACAACUAAUAUAUAUCCUAUUGGGUUAGAAAAAACGGAAGAGCAAAUUGAAUAAGAAACGAAAGAAAUAUAAGAAUCGCCUCAGAAACAAGAAGAGUUUUUGAAUUACCUAUCCCAAAAGUUCAAUUCUAGUUCAUUUCAACUAACUCUCCAAGAGUUUAUACAGUGCACUAAUAUUUCGAUUGGAAUUUUGGAUUUUGUAAUGAUAUUAUUGAUUAUUUAGUGUUAUGAAAAUAAACAUGCCAUUUUGGCUUAGUAGUUACUUUAGUUUAGUUUUGGACUAUUUACUAAGGAUAUUCAAACAAGAUAUAUGUAAGACAUGCUUGUGAAUCAUCAAAUAUGGUAGCAUCGUGAUUAUUGGGAGGCUGUUAUUAUCAAUUAAAUAUCUAAGAUAAAAAAAGGAACGAAAGAAAACAUUAAUACAAGCAUUUUAAGUAUAUUGACUUAAGUAGCAUAACACAUGUUGAUGUUUAAGCUAUCGCCAGAUUUAGUUAGGGACAUUGUUCAAAAGUUUUCUUAAUUUUUUAAAUUAAACAAAGAAAUAGCCGAUGAUCUCAUAGUAAAAUAUAAUUUUUAAUCUAAAUUAGUAAGCCAUUAACAGUUAAGUUUGAGAUAUUAUCCGUG
Messenger RNA from Paramecium octaurelia, 1502 nucleotides. Lineage: Eukaryota; Ciliophora; Oligohymenophorea; Peniculida; Parameciidae. The record is from the annotation of a GenBank genome assembly.